Messenger RNA from Didymodactylos carnosus, 1605 nucleotides. NCBI's taxonomy places the organism in Eukaryota, Metazoa, Rotifera, Eurotatoria, Philodinida, Philodinidae. The record is from the annotation of a GenBank genome assembly.
AUGAUCGAUACCUGUCGCGAUUACUAUCGAGGCAAUCGAACGGUGCUCGCUAAAAUCGAUGAAUUUGAACGAACAUAUCAUAUUGAUAAUUCUAUUCGUUGGUAUACAAAAGAUACUUUUAUUUAUAAGCUGAUUAAUAAAGCGUUGAGAACCCAAGAUGUUGAACAAUUAUAUGUAUUUCGAUAUUACAUUACUGAUCUAUCUACAAGUCUCAACCGAGAAUACCGAAAUUCACGCUCUAGAGAAACCAUUUUUCUUUAUCGAGGAGCAACAAUGCCUCAUGCUGAAUUCGAGAAAUUAAAAGCAAAUAUAAAUCAUCUCAUAUCGAUCAAUGGCUAUUUCUCCACUAGUCGUUCACGAUCAGUGGCCGAAAUUUAUGUUGGUUCAAAUACAUCAGCAACAAACGGAGUUCUAUUUGAGAUUGAAUGUAAUGCCGAAAUGAAUGUCAUCUUUGCUGAUAUUUCAGAUUACAGUGAAAUACCCGACGAAGAAGAAGUCUUGUUUGAUCUUGGUGCUGCUUUUCAAAUAAUAUCUGUUACACAAGAUAAUCAACAAUGUCCACCGGUCUGGAUAGUAAAGAUGACGGCAAGCAACGAACGACAAAAUGCGGUCAACGAUUUCAUACGACAAUCCCGAGAGGAAGUGGAAGAUGAAAGUUCACCAAUUCUUUUUGGUGCUCUACUUAACAAAAUGGGUCACUAUGAAAAAUGCAUACGUUAUUUUCAGAAUCUACUUAGAGAUUCAACUGAGAAUACAAAUAUAGCACGAAUUUAUUUCCAUUUGGGCGAUGCAUACGAUAAUCACGAUGACUAUGAUGCUGCUCUCGAACAUUUUGAAACUGCUCAUGAAAUGGUACGAAAUCGAACAGAUGAACUUGGCCUCAAAGAAUUAGCAUACAUCUGGCUAUACAAAGGCAUUGUAUUGAAUCAUAAGGAGGACUUCACCGAAUCACUGGAAUAUAGUAAGACAGCGCUCAAAAGUUUUGAGAAAUAUUACGAUCCAUCGUCAAAUCAUCGUGACAUCGCCAGUUGUUUGUUUACCAUAGGUCAAAGCUACUUUGGCUUGUCGGAAUUUGGCUUAUACGAGGGAGCUCCUGCUCCAUGCCUUCUCGCUGAGAGUCUUCAUUAUCAAGAGCGUGCAUUGAGCAUGCAACAGGCAUGUUUACCCGUCGAUCAUUUUGACAUUACCCUAACAUCGGCUGAAAUGAGUAAAAUUCGUUACUUCAUGGAAGACAUUGAUGGAGCGAUAGAAUAUGGCAAAAAAGCACUCACCAUACUACGCAAAUGUUCACCAGCGGAUCAUUUGGAAACAGCCACACUUUCACGUUAUAUGGCAACCUAUUACUAUGAAAAAGGUGAUCUUAAUUUGGCUCUGGAUUAUUUUCAACAAUGUCUAAUCAUACAGAGAAAACGUCUACCGUCAGAACAUAUGGAAAUUGCUCGAACAGAACGGAAUAUCGCCAGAGUACUUGGUAACAUGGGUGAAACAGAACAAGCGUUACAGCAUUUGCGCGAAGGUCUACCUCUUUUUUCUCCGGAUGAUUUUACUAAAGAUCGGCUUAAAUAUUUGUAUUAUAUAUACGGUGACAAAAAAAAUUGUAAAUAA